AUGGCUCUGCUCUUAAGCCUGUCUUGUGCUGAGGAUGAGAUAGCAGCUUUAUCCUGCCCAGAGUACCAAGAGGGCUUUGACGGCUCCUGUUAUGAGUUUGUGGGUCUACAGCGUUCGCGUUCCUUCCUCAGUGCACAGGGUUGGUGUGAGCGGGGUGGUGGACACCUGGCCUUUAUUUUAAACGACGAAACCCAGCAGUUCCUGCAGAAGCACCUGCAGCCGGAGCAGGACUGGUGGCUGGGUUUGGCACCUGCCUCCCCAAACCUAACACUGGACUCUGCUGCUGCUGAGGGUCCUCUCUCCUGGCUUGAUGGCUCUGAUGUCAGCUACUCUAACUGGGUGAACGACCCUGGUCCAGGGGCUGGCUGUGGUCACAUACUGAGGAGCUCAGGGUUUCAGUGGGAGGCAACAAGCAACUGUAGCCAGGAGCUACACUUCAUCUGCCAAUUUGAGUCUGGGCGCUCCAUUGCUUGUGCUGACCACAAUGCCACACUACAGUGUGGUUCUGGUCAGGUAAUAGAGAUUGAUGACAGCUUCUAUGGUCGUAAGACGGUUCACUACUGCCGGACGAGUCCCGCUUCUUCAGCCACCACCACACAGGAGGAGUGUAGCUGGAUAGAUGUUAUAGAUUCAGUGACAGGAGACUGCCUUGGGCUGCAGGCGUGCCAGGCCACAGCAGAUGUGGCCUCCUUUGGUGAACCUUGCCCAGGGCUGGGAAGCUACCUGUCUGUGGAAUACCACUGCAAAGAUGGUCUCCACUUAUUAAUGAGCAAGUUGGCUGCCGUCUUUGACAACGUCUCCAUAACAGUGAAGUGGCUUCUCCAUCCAUUCCAGGGCAACCUGACCUGCACUCUAAGUGCUGGAGAUGGGCACAACAUUGAUCCUUAUAGUCCAGAAGAGUUGGAGAGCAUUGUGGUUCAUAAAUACACCCGUCCGGGUGUCUUCAUGGUUGGGGUGGAGUGUACCACCAGUGAGUGGCAUGUGACAGCUCAGAAAGCCAUCACCAUUCAGGAGCCAAUCGGGGAGUUUGGCGUCAUUAAGUGCUAUAGCAUGAACCAAUCAACAGAUAGUGUAAACUGCAAGGCCAUGUAUGGAAGCCCCCUUCAAAUCCAGGUUGAAGUAGAAGCUGGUACGAAUGUGACCUACAAAAUCCACAGUGGUGAGAUGUUGGUGGCCAAUUCAUCAGCAGUCAGAGGAAUCAUCCCCCACAACAUCACAGUAGGACCAGAGGUGGAGCAACAGCUGGGCUCUGGCUGCCAUCAGCUGACCCUGCAUGCCUCUAACGGGGUCUCGGCCUUGGGUGUGUCCACUGAGCUGCAGGUGUGUCUGCUGGAGCCUGUGGAGGGCCUCCUGGGAUCAGUGAUGGCUGAGGAGGGAGAGUGUCCAGACUCAGACCUUUAUGUUAGAGUCUCCCUGGAUCGGGGAGCCCCGGUGCAGCUUCUCUUCCAGGUGUCUGGAGCCAACGACAGCAUCUCUGAGACCAGAGACAUGCAAAACAGCAGCAUGCAGGUUUACAAUAUCUCAACCACUAUCCAAGGAUAUUUGCAAGUGAAAGUCAGGGCCUGGAAUGUCUUCUCACACAUGGAUGUGGAUGUGGGGAACACAACAGUUGUUUGCCACAAUAAAUCAGACUUUCAGACAGAGGAGCAUAAAAGACUUCCCCAAGCUAAUAUGGAAAUCACUUCCGAUCCAGAACGUCCAUCUGACUUCACUCAAAGUAUCACACUUGGGUUAACUGGCUUGAGUGGAGUACCCGGAAUCAGUGAGCCUGGGAUACAACUUGAAUGGGAAUGCACCCCAACUACCAUCGCCAGCAUCCCUUCCUGUAUAAUUUCCCCUCAGUCAGGCACAGUUCUAGAUGCUUUCAAUAUCACCUGUGCAACAACCUCCUGCUCCACAGGCAAAUGCCAAUAUUGUUUCAAAACUGACCAAGAUAAACAUUUGCGCUGCAGUUACGUAAAUGAAGUUAAGUCAAUCUUCCUACCUCUCGGGAACAACAGUUACAACUACAGUCUGUCUGUGGUGGUUACUGUAAUAAAUGGGGAUAGAAGAACCAAUGCCACAAUCACCACUGAGGUUUGGCCAGCCAACUCCAGUUCCCCAGUGGAGAAUCUGCAGUCUGUGGUGGAGAACACUGUCGCUCAGCUACAGCAGCAGGGGUUGCUCACUGGGGAGACCCUUGGUCAGAUGUUCAAGUCCGUGUCCGACAUUCUGAAUAUGGGCUCCAGUGAGGAUCAGAAAGGUGCCAGGGAGGAGGUGAGAACGGGGUAA
Molecule: messenger RNA, 2271 nt
Organism: Coregonus clupeaformis (lake whitefish)
Lineage: Eukaryota; Metazoa; Chordata; Actinopteri; Salmoniformes; Salmonidae
Product: polycystic kidney disease protein 1-like 2
Exons: 11
Coding region: 1-2271 (756 amino acids)
Molecular function (GO): carbohydrate binding
Source: RefSeq, a predicted model, not a curated record